AUGACCUUCACCAACCUCCGCUCCAUCGCACUCACCUCUGUCCUUGCAGCAGCCGCAGUCGCUCCCCCCGCUGCGAAAGAUAGCCCGAUCGAGGGCUACACCAUCGCCCCCGCCACGUGGGAGUUCAACGGUCCCGAUGGUCAAACGGUUCAGCUUAACGGCACGGCGCAAGAGGUCGUGGCCCAAUUCGACGUGCUCGUCCCCAACUCGCGGGCCCAGCUCAUCGCUUCCAUCACCGCCGCCUCCACCUCCACGAGCCGCCACGACGAGAACUCCCUACUAGAGAAGUGCUACGACGAGACCAAGCUCCAUUGCUGGGUCGGCCACUGGGACUACGCGAGACUUUCCGCCAUCCAGGACGGCAUCGACUAUCUAAACGGCGUCCCUGGCCGCCCGUGGCACAACCCGCGACCCAGUACUUGCGCUAGGGUGUCCUGCUCAUACGGUUCUGCCAUAUACUGGUGCAACGACAACCGAUCCCGCAAGGAGCUGAACAGCUACCAGAACAUCGCCCACGGCGCCGACAGAAUCAAAAACACAUGCCACGAAAUCUUCCCCUCGAUGACCCUGACCCAAGGCCAGAUCUUUUACAAAGACAACUGGAACGUCAUUGUCCGUGGUGACGACUGCUGA
Messenger RNA from Chaetomium globosum CBS 148.51, 633 nucleotides. RefSeq lists its product as uncharacterized. The record is from RefSeq and is a predicted model, not a curated record. The transcript is spliced from 5 exons. The coding region runs from base 1 to 633 and encodes 210 amino acids. Lineage: Eukaryota; Fungi; Ascomycota; Sordariomycetes; Sordariales; Chaetomiaceae.